This is a messenger RNA of Saprolegnia parasitica CBS 223.65, 1671 nucleotides long. RefSeq lists its product as hypothetical. The coding region runs from base 146 to 1543 and encodes 465 amino acids. The record is from RefSeq and is a predicted model, not a curated record. The transcript has a single exon. Gene Ontology annotation, molecular function: DNA-binding transcription factor activity, RNA polymerase II-specific; RNA polymerase II cis-regulatory region sequence-specific DNA binding. Gene Ontology annotation, biological process: regulation of transcription by RNA polymerase II. Lineage: Eukaryota; Oomycota; Saprolegniomycetes; Saprolegniales; Saprolegniaceae. Gene Ontology annotation, cellular component: PcG protein complex; transcription regulator complex.
AUCCCCCAAGGUCUGAGCGUUCGAAUCCGAACGCGCCCCUACCGUCUUUUGCCGUCGCGAGUGGAGCAUCCUGAGUGUGCCAACGGUCCUCCGUGAGCCGUCUGUGCUCCCUCUCAGCAGUUCUUCCCUCGAUGCCUUGCUUUACAUGGCGCAUCCCGCCCAUACGAACACCGUCCCGUACUUUUUCCAUCAUCUGCCUCUGAGCUUUGCGCCGAUCCCGAUGCCCGCGUCCAUUGCCUUGCCGCCCGACCCAGCACCGCCAAUGACGCUCUACCAGCCACACGAGCCGCUCCUCGACUUCGAUCUGAGCUUCUCGCCGGCGGUCACGCCGGACCUGCUGCCGGCCAACGCCUUUCUCCUCGAGCCGCUCGACUUGCUCGAGCCGCCCAUGCCCACGUCGUCGCCGUCGUCGUCGUCAUCGUCGUCGCCGUCGUCAUCGUCGUCGCCGUCGUCGGCCACGGCCAAGCCCGCGCGCCCGCGCCUCCGCAACUUCCAGUGCACCCAUCCCGGCUGCGGCAAGUGCUUUGCCGACAAUGCGCAUUUGAAGGACCAUAUGUUUGUGCACACGGGCGAGAAGAGCCUGCAGUGCCCCGAGUGCGACAAGUGCUUUGCCCGCGUCGCGUCGCUGCGCUCGCACCGCCGCGUGCACACGGGCGAGCGCCCGUUCUUGUGCCCCGAGCCCGACUGCGACAAGCAGUACGCAUCGCGCGCGGCCCUCCGCAUGCACGCGUCGCUGCAUGCCGCCGCGGCCAAGAAGAAGCAAGUACCCAAGAAGGCCAGUACGUCGUCGUCGUCGGCCAAACCGUCGACCAUAAAAUUACAAAAAAUUCCCGCGUCGACGACGACGACGCAUCAUGGCCAUGACGCCAACUGCGACGACUGCAGCGACUGCCACCACGGCCGCUGCCGCCAGCUCGCCGACAAGAUCAAGGAACAGCGCCAGGUCAUCCUCGACCUCCAGGCGCAACUGCAGUCCCAAGCCGGGUCCUCCCCGGAAAAGAAGCGUGUCCAGCCCAAGCCGCCACCCGCGUCGAGCCUCGACAAGGAGCCUGUCCUCAAGUCGCCACCGGUUGUGCCCAUGGUGGCGCCCUUGUAUCUCCUCCAAGACGGCAUCAAGCCCUUCAAGUGCAUGCUCGGCUGUGGCCGCGUCUUCUCCAAUUACUUCCAACUCGCCUUCCACGCCAAGCAGCACCCGGAGGCCGAUGCCGCCGACGUGCUCGGUGACCAGCUCCCGUUUCCCGUCGGCCCCAAGUACUGCCCGGUCAAGGGCUGCGAGUUCAGCGAGGAGAGCGGCAAGAGCAUGAAGACGCUGCAGAUCGUCAAGCGGCACUGGCAGCGCGUCCAUCAAAACACGCGCCCGUUCUUGUGCCCCGACUGCCCCUCGCACGCGCAGAAGGCCUUCAAGACGCGUGACAACCUAACGGCGCACCGCAAGGAGUGCAAGAAGCGCGACUCGAAGGCGUCGCCGUCCAAGCGCGCCGCGUCGCCGCUCUCGUCGCCCAAGAAGCGACUCAAGCCAUCUGCUGCGCCCGUCGUCUUAUGAAACGCGCAGCAGUCCCUGUACACGUUCCUGUGUACGCGACUGCAUAUUAGAAGCCUUUUUGGGUAGUUUAUUUUCCUCACGUCCUCGAGUCGUUAGACAUAUUAUUGCACAGUGUAAUAUAUCCUCGG